Molecule: messenger RNA, 2462 nt
Organism: Vicugna pacos (alpaca)
Lineage: Eukaryota; Metazoa; Chordata; Mammalia; Artiodactyla; Camelidae
Source: RefSeq, a predicted model, not a curated record
CAGUAUCUUCUUAAAAUGAAAUUUUAUGAUCUUGCAAAGUUCACUAUUUAUCAAAUAGCAGAAAUGAACAAAGGUCUCAUUGAAUUGAGUCCUAUACAGCAAGCCCUCAUUUAUUCAUUUUGUGAGAACCAUGACAAGGCCAUGCAGGUCUUGGACGGAAUCACUUUGAGUAGGCCUGAUAUCACCAUGUGUGCUCUAUUAGCAAAAGCUCAAAUGAAGGCCAAGAGAAACAAGGAAGCCAUGAGAAUGUUCAAAAAGGCACUGGAUAUGUUUUCUCAUUCUGAGAAAGGACCAAAUGCCAUAGAAGCUUCAGCAGACUGUCUAUAUCACUUGGGACUUUGUUACAUGGAGGAAGGCAACUUACAAAUGACUUAUAAACUAGCAAUUACAGAUUUAACUACAGCUAUCAACAUGAGCAAAACUAGUUAUAUAGCAUUUUAUAACAGAGCAUUAUGUUACACCAAGAUAAGUGAACUUCGAAUGGCAUUAACAGAUUAUGGAAUUGUGCUUCUUCUUGAUGCUGGAGAAACUGUGACAUUAAACACCCUCAUUAAUCGUGGACUAAUCUACAUAGAACUGGGGCAGUUCAGCUUUGCAUUGGAGGAUUUUAAACAAGCUGCCCUGAUAAGCAAGACUAGUGUGAGCCUUUGUCAAGCCACUGCCAUGUGCUAUCACAGAAAUAAAGAGUUUGAAGAAGCUGUCAAUUUCUUCACCUGGGCUCUUAAAAUUGAUCCGUGUUUUCUGGAUGCUUACAUUGGACGGGGAAAUUCUUACAUGGAAUACGGACACGAGGAGGCCACCAGACAAGCACAGAAGGACUUUGUGAAAGCAUUGCAUUUUAAUCCAGUGUGUACAAAAGCCAGAAUUUAUUUAAGCUAUAAUUUGCAGGCCCAAGAAAAAUUCCAGAAAGCUUGGAACCACUUUACCAUUGCCAUAGACAUUGAUCCAAAGAGCUGCCUAGCCUAUGAAGGAAGAGCUGUAGUCUGUCUCCAGAUGGGUGAUAAUUUUGCCGCAAUUCAGGAUAUAAACGCUGCCAUAAAGAUCAAUACUACAGCAGAAUUCUUAACAAAUCGGGGUGUGAUUCAUGAGUUUAUGGGUCAACAACAGAACGCAAUGAGAGACUAUCAAGCAGCAAUUUCUCUAAACCCCACAUACUCACUGGCUUACUUUAAUGCAGGAAAUAUCUAUUUUCACCACAGGCAGUUUUCCCAGGCUAGUGACUACUUCUCAAAGGCUUUAAAGUUUGAUCCAGAAAAUGAAUGUGCUACCAUGAAUCGAGCUAUUGCAAAUACAAUAUUAAAAAAAUAUGAAGAAGCAAAAGAAGAUUUUGCAUGUGUAGUUGAAAGCUGUCCAUUUUGGGCUGCAGUAUAUUUUAACAGAGCGUAUUUCUACUGCUGUUUAAAGCAAUAUGAACUAGCUGAAGAAGACUUAAGUAAAGCUCUGUCUUUGAAACCUAAUGAUGCUCUAGUAUAUAAUUUUAGAGCAGAAGUUCGUGGUAAAAUAGGUCUGAUUGAGGAAGCUAUGGCUGAUUAUAACCAAGCACUCGAUCUUCAGGAAAAUACCUCAGUGGUAUGAUGAUAUAGACUGUGGAUUCUGUAACAAUUUAUACAGCUGUUCUACCAGAAAUUGAAACGUAUUUGUUGCUCUAAAAAAAACCAAUUUGCAUUAUCUUCAUCGUUGUUGUAUUCAUUAUGUUUAGGCUUAUGUAACUUUUUAAUGCCUUUUAACAUCUUUUUGUUAUGUAUUAAUUAUAGAACUUUUGGAUCAUUUUCUGCAGAUUUGGAACAACGGAAUAACUGAAUUGCUUCAUAGGGUGCAGAAUUUAAAUGGGAAUAUUUCUUAAGGGAAAUAUUAACACUUAGAAUAUUUUCUUUAAAGUCAGGUAAUUCAUUUAAAAAUAAUACUGCAUGAUUGUAGAAAAAGUGACCCUUUCAUCAAUACCUAAAUGUAAGCUAACAGUACCCAGAUUUAAAUAACAAAUAGCUGAUGACUGUAAAGAAAUUGAAAUCAAGCACAUUUCCUCUCUUCUCCUUUAAACAAUGUUUAUUACAGGUCCGUAUUCUUCCUGCUAAUCAUAUUUUUCCAACAUAUCAACACAUUUCUCUUUUUCAUGUUGCAGGACAGCACCUAUAAGGAUUUUGAGCAUCUGCUUUCCUUGAGAUCCCUCUGCCUUCUUAAAGCAAAUUUGAUAAAUAUAUAGAAAAUAUCCGCAUACCCUUCUAACUAGUGCUUCAUAGAAUUUGACAAGUAAAAAUAAAUUAAAACAGCUAAAAAUUCUUAAUAGACUAUUUUUUGAGUGAACCAGAGAACCCCUUUCAUUUAUCUCUGGUAGUAACAAGGUUUCCUGACUUUGAACUCAUUCAGAUUUGCUUCACUCCAUUUAUUUUCCUUCUUUGUUUCAUUUUUCCAGUACAUCUCCAGCUCCUCAGAGACCAGUUUUCACUGAGGUCAGGCAUUACGGG